This is a messenger RNA of Hippocampus comes (tiger tail seahorse), 6710 nucleotides long. It is a transcript of the gene pik3c2a, whose product is annotated as phosphatidylinositol-4-phosphate 3-kinase, catalytic subunit type 2 alpha. Lineage: Eukaryota; Metazoa; Chordata; Actinopteri; Syngnathiformes; Syngnathidae. Gene Ontology annotation, cellular component: phosphatidylinositol 3-kinase complex; cytoplasm; plasma membrane. Gene Ontology annotation, molecular function: 1-phosphatidylinositol-3-kinase activity; 1-phosphatidylinositol-4-phosphate 3-kinase activity; phosphatidylinositol binding. Gene Ontology annotation, biological process: phosphatidylinositol-3-phosphate biosynthetic process; phosphatidylinositol-mediated signaling; cell migration. The record is from RefSeq and is a predicted model, not a curated record. The transcript is spliced from 33 exons. The coding region runs from base 175 to 5358 and encodes 1727 amino acids.
ACUCCUUGUUCAACCUCCACAGGAACUGACGUCUAUGCCGUGCAAAGUGGACGGGAAAAAAAUGCAGCUGCGGGACAAAAAUGGCUUCGAUCACCGCUAAAAGGUGCAUGAGGCUUUGCUUUGGAAUCCUGAUGUAAAAAGCCGUCAAGCUCAUGGCACCUCCCAGUUGACACCAUGGCCCAGAUAUCGAAAGGUAAUGGGUUUAAGCUGGAUGUCCCCCAGCCAAAGGGGCUUGUGGGUAAAGAGGAAGCCCUUCGCAUGGAAGAAGAAGCUUUAGCAAAGCUCCAAAAGGACAAGAAGCACACUUUUUCCUCCUCUCCCACUCGGGGGUCCUCCCCCAAGCCAAACAAGCCCAAGUCCGCAACCGUUGCUUCCACUCCCGCAUGUUCUCAACGUUUGCCUGCCGCCAAGAGACCAGAAAAGGACCUCAUUGUGUUUCCUGAGACCAAGAAGCAGCCAGAGGCCAACAAGUUCAGGGACAUCGAUGUGGACAAGCUGACCAACGAGGAGCUGGAGAAGCUCCUCUUAGAUGAAAACUUUGGGGCCAACAGCAAAGUAUCGCGCCCGUCGUCCCUGCUGGGCUUCAACCUCAGCGCCUCCUACCCCGGUGGCCAUACGUGUAGCUCAUCUCCUUUCCAAGGUUCCCAGUGGACGCCCAUCCUGUCCACUCCGUCGAGUUCUGCUGUGUCCACGCCCACCCAUCAGCCGGCACCCUUGUUCCCUUCCGCCCCGUUCCCCAAGCCAGGGACGUUUCAGAAUGGCUUCACUCCAGCCCUGUCGCCCUUCAUGGCGCUGCCCGCCCAGCAGACGUCUUUCUUGGCCUUCACUCCCAUACAACCCGCCGCCACCGCCGCCCCCACCAUGGUGUUCCCUCCGCCGCCUGCCGUGGACCCCGAGAUGGCAAAACUCUUUGAUAAGAUUGCCAGCACCUCGGAAUACUUGAAGAACGGCAAGGCGACCUGCACUGACCUAGAUUCCGCUCCGGCGUGCUCUGCCUCCCUGGCACCCAACCCGGCGGCCCAGCAACAGGCGGCGGCGGAAUCCACGGGCAUCGGCCGCUUCGACUGGCUGGAUCUGGACCCGCUGACUAAGCGCAAACCCGACAACGAGGAAGCGGGCACCACGCCGGGGGACGAUCCCGAUGCGGCGCAGGGACUUUCUGCUGGGGAUCCCUGGGACGCAGUGCUGGAGACCGAAGGGAAAAGUAGUAGUAGCAGUCACCCGCUUGAAGGGAAGGCAUCCGGGUCAGCCCGAUCGCAACAGAGGAGGGCGUCGACUGGGGCCGCUGUUACGAGGAGCCACUCGCUCAACAUUCCAGGAACUUCCUCGCAACAUAAAGCAAACAGUCAGGACAAGGGCAAAGGAAAAGGUCUAGUGAAGAAUGAUGCCCUGGAACAAGAAGACGCUCAGAACCUGGAGGUGGUGGCCUUCUGCAAAGACGUGGCAAGCCUGCGCUCCACAUUCCCUCACGACGAUACGUCCACCAACCCCGGCUACUUCCGCAGUCCCGUAAUCGCCCAAAGGGACGCUGGGGGGGACACCAGCUGCUCCGUAAAGGUGUCCAUUGAGAUUUCGGACUCUCAGCAGCCGGUGACCUUUACCUGUGAUGUGAAUUCUCCGGUGGAGCUCCUGAUCAGUCAGACCCUCUGCUGGGUUCACGACGACCUGGACCAGGUGGACUUCUCCAGCUACCUCCUCAAAGUGUGCGGCCGGGAGGAAGUGCUGCAGAAUAAACACAGCCUGGGCAGCCAUGAGUACGUCCAGAACUGCAGGAAGUGGGAGAAUGAGAUCACAUUACAGCUUCUCUCUCAUUCCACCAUGAGACGGGACUUGGCUCGAACUGUGGAUGAUGACAACGCGUCCAUCAAUUUGGAGAAACACCUAAGCUAUGUGGAGCGACCAUUUAAGGAGACCGCCACAAGACAAGGUCUGACCGACUACCUGGAAGGUUAUCACAACCAAGUCAACAUCUGCCUACAAAAUGAGAGUACCCAGUACAAGACUGUGGACCGGGUGGUGCAGACGGUGAAGAACUUCUGCUGCGCUCUGGAUGAAGUGGAGACUCAGGCUAUCGCAGAGGCCAUCAAAAGACUGCGACACUCCGUCAACCUGCCCAGGACGCGUUCGCCGAUGAUGGGGUCCCCAUCAUCUGGGCAGACAGCAAAUGGGCACGCCAGCCCAGUGGACGAAAGCAUGGCGCUGCUCACCCAGGCCGUUUACGACUUGGCCAAGCUCUACCUGCGCUCCUUCUGCGCGCCUUCCACCUCCAUCAGCUCGCCCUCGCUCAAUGGCGAAACGGCAAAGGAGCGGCGGAGCAGCAAAGAAGCCUCCGGAACUACGGACCACCUCCAGUUCACCGUCUUUGCCCUGCACGGCAUCCCGGCUAACUGGGUCAGCAGUUACGAGAAAUACUUCCUGGUGUGUUUCCUCACCCACAACGGCAAGAACCUUUUCAAGCCGGUGCAAUCCAAGCGAGUUGGCACAUACAAGAGCUACUUCUACCACAUAAAAUGGGACGAGCUGAUAAAUUUCCCCAUCGCCGUGGCGGUGCUUCCACGGGAGUCCAUCCUGAGCCUGACUCUGUAUGGUGUGCUCAACCAGAAUGCUGGAGGCUCCCCAGACUCCAACAAACAGAGGAAGGCACCGGAGAUGCUGGGCAAAGUGUCAAUGCCGCUGUUUGACUUCAGACGGGUUCUCGCCAGGGGCACCCGGCUGUUGUGUUUGUGGGCGUCUGUGCAGGGAGCCCCCGCUGGCUCUGCGGGCAGCCGCAAAAAGAUGCCUAUAGAGAGAAUUGUGCUGCAGGUGGAUUUCCCCAACUCUGCGCUGGAUGUUUUGUAUGUGGGGCCUCAGGAACCUCCCAGGCCAGAGCCCAGCCCAAAGGAGGAGCUUGAUCCUGACCUCCGACGAAAACUGGAGAAAAUCUGCAGCCGAGCAUCCAAUUUUGGGCUAAGGCGGGCUGACCACCAGCUCCUCUGGGACCACCGGCUCCACUGCCGGAGGGAUCACCCCAGCAGCCUGCCCAAGGUGCUGGCCAGCACGCCCAGUUGGGACUGGGCCAGCAUGGCUCACAUCCACUCAUUGCUUCACCACUGGCCCCCGUUGCCGCCUGUCACUGCUCUGGAACUUCUCGACUCCAAGUUUGCUGACACCGAGGUGAGGCGCGUGGCUGUCAGCUGGGUUGAGAAGAGCACUGAUGACGAGCUGGCUGAUUACCUACCGCAGUUGGUGCAGGCUUUAAAGUUUGAGUGUCACCUCAAGAGCGCCCUCGUCAUGCUGCUGCUUUCCAGGGCACUCGGCAACAUCAACAUCGCACACUACCUCUACUGGCUGCUCAAGGACGCCGUGCAGGAUGCGGCGUGGGGGCGGCGUUACGAGCGCGUGCUUGGCGCCUUGCUGUGCUUGUGCGGGACCAAACUACGAGCCGAGCUGGAGAAACAAACGCAGCUGGUCACACUACUCGGCGCCGUGGCCGAGAGGGUGAGACAGGCCGGCGGGUCCACGCGGCAGGUGGCUCUUCUGGAGGGCCUUGAAACCGUUCAGACCUUUUUCCAGAGAAGUAGCUGCCGACUUCCUCUCUUUCCCAGUCUGGUGGCCAAGGAACUCAACAUCAAAGCCUGCUCCUUCUUCAACUCCAACGCUCUCCCGCUCAAGUUGGCACUGGUUAAUGCUGACCCACUAGGAGAGGAGAUCAAUGUUAUGUUCAAGGUCGGAGAAGAUCUGAGGCAGGACAUGUUGGCGCUGCAAAUGAUCCGCAUCAUGGACCGCAUCUGGCUGCAAGAAGGACUGGACCUUCGCAUUGUGAACUUCAAAUGCAUCUCCACGGGCAAGGACAAAGGGAUGGUGGAGCUGGUGCCAUCCUCCGACACCCUGAGAAAGAUCCAGGUGGAGUAUGGCGUCACCGGCUCCUUUAAGGAUAAACCCCUGGCCGAGUGGCUACGCAAGUACAACCCUGCCGAGGACGAGUAUGAGAAGGCCUCCGAGAACUUCAUCUACUCUUGUGCUGGCUGCUGCGUGGCCACCUACGUGCUGGGCAUCUGCGACCGGCACAAUGACAACAUCAUGCUGCGCUCCACGGGCCACAUGUUCCAUAUCGACUUCGGCAAGUUCCUCGGUCACGCCCAGAUGUUUGGCAGCUUCAAAAGGGACCGAGCACCCUUUGUGCUUACCUCUGACAUGGCUUACGUCAUUAAUGGCGGCGAGCGUCCCACCAGUCGCUUCCAGCUGUUUGUUGAUCUUUGCUGCCAGGCCUACAAUCUCAUUCGCAAGCACUCCGGUCUUUUCCUCAACCUGCUAUCACUGAUGACGUCAUCGGGGCUUCCAGAGCUGACCAGCUCGCAGGACCUGAAGUACGUUUAUGACGCACUGCAGCCGCACAACACUGACGCCGAGGCCACUAUCUUCUUCACCAGACUGAUCGAGUCCAGCCUCGGCAGCGUGGCCACCAAGUUCAAUUUCUUCAUCCACAACCUGGCCCAGCUCCGCUUCUCAGGUCUACCGGCCAACGACGAGCCCAUCCUAUCCUUCUCGCCCAAGACGUACACCUUAAAGCAGGAGGGCCGCAUUCUCCACGCCUCCAUCUUCUCUUUCCAGAAGCGAUACAACCCUGACAAGCACUAUACGUACGUGGUGAGGUUGCUCAGGGAAGGGCAGAACGAGCCCCAGUUUGUCUUCCGAACUUUUGACGAGUUUCAGGAGCUCCAUAACAAACUCAGUAUCCUCUUCCCCCUCUGGAAGCUGCCAAGUUUCCCAAGUAAAAUGGUGCUGGGCCGUACUCACAUCAAGGAGGUGGCCGCCAAGAGGAAGCUGGAGCUGAACAACUACAUCCACAACCUGAUGAGGAGCUCGGCCGAGGUCACACAGUGCGACCUGAUCUACACGUUCUUUCAUCCGGUGGCACGCGAUGACAAGACGGAAGGUUUGGACGCGACCCAAAGAGCUCCUGAGCCUCCAUUGAGUCCAACGUCGGGCCGUGUGGAAGGCGAGGUCAAGCUGUCCAUCUCAUACCGGAACAGCACACUCUUCAUCAUGGUCAUGCACAUCCGAGAUCUGGUAUCUGAAGAGGGGACGGAUCCCAACCCAUACGUGAAGACGUACCUGCUUCCGGAUCCGCACAAGACUUCCAAGCGGAAGACCAAGAUCUCGAGGAAAACCAGGAACCCGACCUUCAACGAGAUGCUGGUGUACAGCGGCUACAGCAAGGAGACAUUGGGCCUGCGCGAACUGCAACUCAGCGUGCUGAGUGCCGAGUCCCUCCGCGAGAACUACUUCCUGGGUGGCAUCACGCUGCGCCUCAAAGACUUUGACCUGGGCAAAGAGACGGUCAAGUGGUACAAGCUCACUGCCGUGCCCUACUUCUAAAAAAAAAAAAAAAAACCCCACCUGGUUUUUUUUCUGUGACAAAACAACCGCCGCUUCAUUUCUUGUCUCUCCUCCUUAACAAUGAGCUGUAAUGUUUUGUACAUUUUGAUAUUAGAGGACCAAAACUGCUCACCUUCACAAGAGUAAAUAUAAAUAGAGAGAAAUAGACACGUUUAUUUUUCAAGGACUAGAAGCAAGUUUGUUUGUUUUUUUUUUUUGUCGUUUUUUUUCGUUGUUUUUUUUUUUUUUUUAAAUAACAUUCUCCUUCCUAAGGGGGCCUCACAGUUUGCUGCUUUUACCACACACACUUUAGGAUAGUUUGACACAUCAGAUUGCACGGAAUAAACUACAGGAUUCUCUCUGGGGGGGAAAAAAAAAAAACUUUGCUGUUGUACCUGCAGACACUUUGGGGUCAUUUAACUCACGAGAUCCCAGGCAAUGAAUUCCAGGAUUGUUCCCAGAAAUGUCAAAUUUGCCGUUUUUAUCACAUUUGAGGUGGUUUGAGAGAAGAAUCCAGGUGUUACACUACAACCACCCUCCCCCCACACCCACACAAAUGUGCCAAAUUUAGCCGAGGAGAGCAGCAAAAUCCGACCACUUCAAGGUGCCUUAGCGACGGCUCACAAUCUCUUUUAAUGCGGCCUUACUGCUUUAUUUAUUUUCAAUAACCAUCUCACAAGAAACAUUUAGUCUGGGGAUGUCUUUUUUUUUUUUUAGGGGGGGUGGUUCUCGGGUAAAGGUGGGCUUCCACUAAUUGCACACAAGCUGGUAUUAAUGGCAAGAUAGCACACUUUUAGGGGCUGUUUGGGAUUUCACGUGCAGUGCCUACAUGUUCAUUUGGAAUGUUGCGGGUUUCUCUGAAUCAGCACUUUUGACCCACACAGAAAGCAAAAAAAGGGAACAAGAAAACUCACAAUAAAGAUAUGAAAGUUUUAAUCCCCAUGCAAGUGUGUUUACAUAUCAUGACGAUGAUGAUCAUUUAUGGAAAAAGUGACACUCACUCUAAUAAAUAUUAAUCCCACCUUGGUUAACUCCAUUCAUGUCUGUAUAAAGAGAACAUUUGUGUUAAUGUGGCCAGUUAUUUAUUCUUAAUUGGUGACAUGGAUCAGUGUGUAAUGCGCCUUUGCCCCAGCACAUUCAAUGUUUUGGGGAACAAAUGGGAGGAAAGUUGAGCCGUUUUGCCUGCAUAGGAAAAUGUCAGAUAAUAGUUAUUCUCCCUGACCCCCCCAAAAUGAUUUUUUUGUAAGUGUAUGUGAACACACUGUUGCUGAAAUAUUAAUCUGUUGGGUUUGCUAUCACAAUUUGUCUAUUUUUUUUAAUUCAUUAAAAUAAAAUGAGGGUUUGUAACUGCA